This is a messenger RNA of Closterium sp. Naga37s-1, 6729 nucleotides long. The record is from the annotation of a GenBank genome assembly. Lineage: Eukaryota; Viridiplantae; Streptophyta; Zygnematophyceae; Desmidiales; Closteriaceae.
AUGAGCAAUAGUAACUCCGGCGCCGGCGCUGGCGGCGCGGCGAGCGUGGCGGAGGAGGUUGCGGGGCUGGACCGGCUGCUAACGCGGCUGGCGCUGACGGAAGACGCGAAGCUCGAGAAGGUUCUCUCGAAGCUUCUCCCGCUCGCCAUCUCCCGCCUCGCGUCGCCGCACGAGGCGUCGCGGAAGAAGGUGAUGGAGAUGCUGGCGCACAUCAACAAGCGCGUGCGGGGGGCGUCCGCCAUCCACCUGCCGCUCUCCGACCUCCUCGCGCUCUACUGCUCCGCCACAGCCACCACACCCGCCCCUUCCCCCUCCUCCACCUCCACCACCACUACCUCCGCACCCCUGCUCCCUGCCCCACACCCCCUCACGGCGAGCUUCGCGCUGGUAUACACAGACAUGGCGUUUCAGCGCGCCACACCAGAGGAGCAGGCAGCAGCGGUGCCGGUGCUGCUACGGGGCAUAGCUUCGCGCGCAGCAGCGCACCAGGACAUGCUGCUGCGGUGCGCGCUGCAGGGCCUGCUGCGCUAUGGGUCGCCAAGAGGGGUGGGGUCGGGGCCUGAGGAACAGCAGCUCGCUGCUACCUACUCCUGGCUCACCUCUUCGCCUGCUGCUGCUGCUGCUGCUGGCACUGCUGAUGCGGGUGCGAGUGCUGCUGGUGCUGGUGCAGCUGAAUCGACUAAGGUGGCAGCGGCAGGGGGUGUGUCAGAGGGAGGAGAGGCGGCUGGGGGCAAGGCAGAAGCAGCGGCCGCAGCAGGCACAGGCGGGGGGGCAGCGGGGAAGGCUGCUGCUGCCGCUGCUGCUGCGAGUGCUGCCCCUAGUCCGGACAUGGCUGUGUGGCUGGAGUUUUGCCUGCAGGUGAUGCUGCUGCCGGCCUCUCUCUCCGCUGCUGCUGCUGCUGCGGCGAAUGCAGGGUCGGCACAGGGGCAGGGAGGAGUAGCAGCAGCAGCGGGUCUGGCGGCAGGGGGGAGAGGAGCGGCAGUGGGGGCAGGAGGUGCGGGGGCAGAGCUGAAUGCGGCAGGGCAGCAGGGCGGACCCGCGCAGCCUCCUCUCUCGGACCACCCCGGGCUGUCCCUCGCGCAGCUGCACCGAGUGCUUGGCCCCGCGCCUUCCUCCUCAGCCGCCUCCCCUGCAACCGCGGCUUCCCCUGCUGCGCUCAACCUCAUUCCGCCUGACGCUGUGGCUCAGAGGAAGGUGGCGGUGCUGAACUUCCUGGCAGCCGUCAAGGCGCCCGCCCAUGCGUGCUACCUGCUCUGGCUCGUUGCCGCCACUGACAGCAACGAGCGGGUGAACCGGCGCGGGGAGGAGCUGAUGAAGCGCCACGGGGGGGCAGUGGACUUGGAAAGCGACAGGCUUGUAGCCGCCAUGAUGCGCCUUUACCAAGGCACCCCCGCAUCUGACCCCAAGCAGCCGCAGACAGCAGCAGCAGUGCCAGCAGCGUCAGCAGCGGUGAAGCUGCGGCUGCUGGGCGCGUUUGUGCGCUCCAUUGCUGCCGCCAACGCAUUCCCAGGCACCCUGCACGUCAUUUUCGAUGCUAUCUAUGGCGUGGGGGCAUCAACGCGCAGCAAGCAGCUGGGCAUGGAGUUUGCCGUCUGGGUCUUCAAGCAUGCAAAGGAGGACCGGCUGCGGCCCUUGUCGCCAGUCAUCCUCUCCUCGCUGCUCAAGCUGCUCUCGCAGUACGACGCUGCAGAGUCCCUGAACCCCCCAUCGCAGCAGCUACAGGCAUUCACGUAUCGAGCCAUCGCUCAACUGGCAGAGCGCUGCCCCUUCCUUGUCAGGGGGGAUGCGAGCAUGUGUGAGCGCAUGUUGGUGGCACUGGAGGCAUGUGAGUCGCCAUCCCUGCGAGUGGUCAUGCAGGACGCACUACUCUCCCUCGCGUCCGCUUACAAGGGCUGUUCACCCAAGGUGUUGGAGUCCGUUGAGGGCCUGCUGCUCAAGCACUGCUCCUCUCCAGUGGAGGCGGUGCGGUACUGCACGCUGCAGUGGACCAUGCGCCUGCUCUCGCUCUCCUCUGCGCCCGCCUGCUUCCUCGCGCUGCUAGCUACAGCUGACAACAAAACCGAGAUCAAGGAGGCAGCCCAACGCUUUCUCUUCCCAGAAGCAGACACACGCACCAAGAAGCCCACCGCCGCCUCCUCCCCCUCUCCCCUCUCCACGCCCUCCCCAGCUUUCGCCUCCUCUUCCUCCUCCUCCUCCGCCUCUCUCUCCCCACCCCCCUCCCUCUCAUCCCUACUCGCGUUCAUAUGCAAGCAGAAGCCCAAGGCAGCUGCACCCGUGCCCCUGGAGGGGGAACAGACGCUGCUGCUGCCCCCUGCUGCGUUUCUCUCCGCCAUUCGCUUCCUGCUGCUGUGCUGGCGCGAGGAGCGACGGGGAGGUGGGGCGAAGGGGGAGAGGGAGGGAGGGGCUGGGGAAGAGGGAGGAGGAAAGGGUGAGGUUGGUGGGAGCGGUGGUGGUGAGAAAGGGAAGGAGAAAGUAGAGGAGAAAGCAGAAGCGAGUGCAGAGGCGAAAGCAGAGGGGGGAGCGGAGGGGGAAUCAGUGGAGGAGCGGCUGUGUGUGUUUGUGGAGCAUGGGUUCGCACGUGAUGCCACGUGGGAAGUGCAUGCCGAGGCUGGCAGGGCGCUGCUAGAAAUCAUGGCCGCUCAUCCGCAGUUGGCUCUGCGCUUCACCGCGCGUCUUCCGUGGCUGCAGCGCUUCCUGUCGCACAACGACCCGUCAGUGCGAGCAGCCUUCGCCAAGCUCAUGGGCGUUGUGGCGCGGGGGUUGCCUGCCCCUGACGCCCACGCGCUGCUACUCAAGCUGCAGGGGGGCCUGGCAAAUGAGGGCGGGAAGGCGGGGAUCAAGGAGGAGGAGGCGCAGGGGCUGAUAGCAGCGCUGGGCUACGUCACAGCCACAGCUGCCGACGCUGCAGGGCGAGCAUCAUCGGUGGAUCUGCUCCUCUCGCGCCUGCUCUCCCCCUCAUCAGCGCCCUCCACCCUCGCCCUCACCGCGCAAGCCCUGGGCCUCAUAGGCCUCAUAGGCCCCCUUCCGCCCCCCUCCUCCUCCACCUCCUCCUCCUCUCUCAAGGAUGAAGCAGCACCUGAGGGUACUGCGAGUGGAGCGGUGGGAGAGGAGGGGAGUGGGGGAGAUGUGGGAAAGAGUGGUGAGGAUGGGGAGAAGGCAGCGAGUGGGGAGGAGGAGGGGCGGAAGAAGAGGAAGAGAGGGGAUGUGGUGGAGCAGCUGGCCUCGUUAUUGUCACACAGGGAUGACAAGGUGGUGCAGAGUGCGGCAGGGGCGCUGGGGAUGAUGAGCUAUGGCGACCCUCAGGGUGUGGCGGAUGCUGCUCUCACGGCUCUGCUCACUCUCGGUCGAUGCAAGAGCGAGGCAACGUUGCUGGCAGCAGGCGAGGCGCUGGCGUUCGUGUGGGGUCCGGUGGACUGCCCUCCCUUCCGGCCCACCCUGCUGCUCUCCGGCCCUCACUCCUCCCUCGCCCCCAUCUUCAACGACGCUGAUGACGCUGCUGCCGCCGCGCUACAGGACAAGGCGCGCCGCCCCAAGCGGGAAGCAGAUGUGCAGAUGGGUGAUGCGAGUGGUGAGGCAGGAAAGGAGGAGACGGCAGGUGGGCAGGGUGGAACAGGAGCAACAGCAGGAGCAGGAGCAGGAGAAGAGAUGGAAAGAGAGAAAGAAGGGCAGGCUGUUGCUGAUGUGAUGAUGGGGGAAGGGGGGCAGGAGACCUCAGCGGGCGAGGGGAGGAAGGAGGGAGAGGGGAGCGAGAGGGUGUGGGGAGGCGAGGCGAUGGAGGCGAGGUGGGAGAGCAUGAGGAAGGUGCUGGUGGAGGAGCUGCUGGUGAGCAGCCGCAGUGAGGAGCGCUGUGCGGGGGCCGUGUGGCUCAUGUCGCUGCUCUCCUUCUGCGGCCACCACGCCUCCAUGCAACGCCUGCUGCCGCAGCUCCAGGACGCGUUCAGUGCACUGCUGGGCGAUUCCAACGAGCUGACCCAGGAGAUGGCGUCCCGUGCCAUGUCUCGCAUCUACACACUGGGCGAUGCCGGCACCAAGCAGCUGCUCGUUGCUGCUCUUGUCGCUAACCUCACUGGCGCUGCCGGGCAGAAGCGCAGCGGGAAGCUACUGGGCGACACAGAGGUAUUCACAGAGGACUCAGUCGCGCGCAACACCUCCUCCUCCUCCAUGCGAGCAGGGGCGGCGGGCAGCAGCAGCAGCGCGGCGAGCUCAGCAGGGCGGGCGCAGAGCAGCGUGGGCGUGAGCACGUACCGCGAGCUGUGCAGUGUGGCCACGGACAUGGGGCAGCCCGACCUCAUCUACCGCCUCAUGGACAUCGCCAACCACCAUGCGGCCCUCAACUCCAACCGAGGAGCCGCCUUCAGCUUUGCAGCAGUGGCAGCAGAAGCCGGCGCAGCGCUAGAGCCGCACCUGCCGGCACUCCUCCCGCGGCUGCUGCGCAUGAUGUACGACCCCAACCGCCCCCUCGCAGAGGCUGCCGGGCACAUCUGGCGCGCGCUGGUGCGCGAGCCCAAGGCCACGGUGGACCGGCACUUUGAUGAGAUUGUGAAUGACCUGAUGGGGAAUGUCACGGGGCGUCUGUGGCGCAACAGAGAGGCUGCGUGCCUUGCGCUUGCUGACCUGCUGCCUUCGAGACGGUUUGCAGAGGUUUCCAGUCAUUUGGAGCAGGUGUGGGUGGUGUCAUUCCGUGCAUGCGACGACAUCAAGGACAGCGUGCGCGUGGCCGGAGAAAAGCUGUGCCGCGCCGCCACAUCGCUCACCGUGCGCCUGUGCGACCCCACGCUCACUCCACGCGCCGACGCACACGCAGCGUGCAGCGUGGUGCUGCCCGUGCUGCUGGCGCAGGGCAUGACCUCGUCCGUGGGCUCUGUGCGCCACCUCGCCCUCUCCACCACUGCCAAGCUCGCCAAGGGAGCGGGAGCAUCGGUGCAGCCGCAUCUGGCAGCGCUGGUGCCGGCCAUGCUGGAAGCGCUCUCAGGCCUGGAGGACCAGAACCUCAACUACGCUGAGCAACACGCGGAGAGGGUGGGCAUCAGCAGUGAGAAGCUGGAGGCGGCACGGCUGGCCAUGUCCCGAGACACGCCCAUGUGGCACACACUCGAUGCGUGCCUGCAACAGGUGGACGAGUCCUGUCUGCCUGACCUCCUACCUACACUCAAGUCCCUCACGCGCUCCUCUGUGGGCCUCAACACCAGAGUGGGUGUGGCUCGCUUCAUCUCGCUCCUCAUCCCGCGCGCCGGCCCCACAGCCAUGCGCCCGCACGCCCCCGCCUUCCUCAAGACCCUCACCCUCGCUCUCUUCUCCGAGCGCACCUCCGCGGGCCGAAGAGCCUUUUCAGCAGCAGCAGCCGACAUGGCCAAAUGCGCAGGGGGUGCUGCAGUGGAGAAAACAGUGGGGGAGACGUGUGGGAAGUACCUGGGGGAGGAGGCAGCAGGGCAAAAGGACGUGCGGCUGUGCUGUGCGCUGCUGAUGCGGGAUGUGGGGAAGGCGUGUCCGGACGAUAUGCCACCGUGCCACCAUGUGUUGCUGCCCACGCUGCUCCUUGGACGGCACGAUGAGGACGAGGCAGUGCGGGCGGUGUGGGAGGAGGCGUGGGACAACGUGGGAGUGGCGGCGUCGGCAGCAGUGAGGGAACACGCAGGGGACAUUGCUCCCACGCUCACCGCUGCUGCCUCUUCCUCCUCCUGGACCCGCCGCUGCCAGGCAGCAGCAGCCAUGCAGGCAGUGGUGAAGGCCAUGGGCACAGACACCCCCCACACCGUCCUGCUGCAGUUCCUCUCCGCCCUGCUGCCACAGCUGCCAGGCCGCUUGUGGGAGGGCAAGGAGCAGCUGCUGCCAGCCAUUGCGGCCAUCUGCACUGCAUGCCCCUCCGCUCUGCUCUCACUCUCACUACAACCGUCAGCAGCCACACAGGGAGCACCAGCAGCAGCAGCAGAGGCAGGGAAAUCAGCAGCAGCAGAUGUGGUGGCAGCAGUGCUGGCAGCGUGUGGGCGCAACAAGGCGGCAUUCAGACUGGCAGCUCUGCAGAGCCUGCACAAGGUCUUGCAUGCUUUCUCGCCCACACCUCCUCCGAAGCAGCAGUUGUCGAAACCAUCUGCAUCACCAGCACCACCAGCAGCAGCAGCAUCAGCUCCAGCAUUGGACCUGCUACCUCUGGUGGCACCAGGCUUGAUUGCGCUCUUUCCACCCGCAUCUCCCACCACUGCACCUGCUGAUGCUUCAAAAACUGCAUCUGCUGUAGAGCCAACAGGAGAAGCAAGGGCAACAACAGCGGAGCAGCAGGAGGCGCUGCUAGCUUGUGUCUCUGCAGCUCUCCUCUCUGCAACACCCACGUCCCUGCCACUAUACACAACACCCCUGCAAUCAGCCCUCUGCGGCCUCCUCUCUUCCAAUCCCGUCUGGACAGUCAAGCUAGCAGUGCUCAAUACGAGCGCCACGUUCCUACCUGCUCUUCUUAAGUUACCUUCGGAUGCUGCUGUGCACAACACGGUGGCCCCCUUCCUCCCCAGCUUCAUCGAUGCUCUAUCCGACACCAAGCGCUCCCAGACCCGUCAAGCAGCCGUGGAGGCAGUGCAGGCAGCUACAGUGUGCCUGCAGCACCACAGCGCCCUUGAGCCUGCGGACCGGGAUUCCCUCACUGCUGCUCUGCGCGAUGCUGUGAAGGUGGAGAAGAGUGAGGCUGUCAAGAUGGCUGCUGAGAAAUGCCUGGAGUUGUUGGGGGGCAUGGUGGAAUGA